ACUUCAGCACCGCUCAGCUCCCGUCCGCCCGCCCGCCCGUGUGUGUGUGUGUGUGUGUGUGUGUGUGAGACGCACUCACGUGUGUACGUUAAGAAGACUUUUGUGUGUUUUUCUGAGUGGAGUCGGAGUGCCGCCGCUCAUCACUGAAAGUGACUGCAGGGUUGGGAAUACUGGGGCUUUUUUCCUGAAGCUUUUCGAAGACAAAAACUGAGCUUUUCUAUCUAUCUAUCUAUCUAUCUAUCUAUCUCUACAUAUCUAUACCCUCCGGGCACCGUUUCAGUCACAGGAUUUUUUUUUUUUUUUUUCCCAAAACAAAUUUGAAAAGGAUUUCAACAACUUUUUGAAGGAAUCGUGCGCAUGCCGCCACUUUAUGCGCUGAGCGAGUUGGCUACGUGCAUUGGAGUUGCUUGACUUGAGUCGAAGUUUCUUCUUCACGGACAAGGUGCACAAUGGGUGUGGAAAAUAGGAGAGGGAAAUCUUUUUAACGAUGGAUUUGCGAGGCACAGGCGGACACUGUUUUCGAUCUCGGAAGCACUGAAUCGUUUUGGAGGUUGCUUUCCGCAAGCAGAUGGACAGAUCUGGAUCGAGACCGUGUGUGACAUUUUCAUCCCCCCCUCCUCGGAGGUGAGAGGUGACGUCGUUUGUGGAUCUGCAAAGAGAACUCUUGCACGCCAAGACGGCAAGUCCAAAAGAAUACGUGAACUCUGGCCCGAUAAGGCAAAACACAGACCCGACCAAUGGACUCAAGUGGAUCUGAGUAAAAGAAGUGUGUUAACAUCCGCGGUUAUUAUUUAUCCUUGAAUUGCCGUUGUGGACUUGAAAAGAAACGGAGCGUGCCAAAAUGAUGACCGUGAUGAUGAUGAUGGCGGCCACGAUGGUCACCUGCAGCUCUCUGUGCCUUUUGGGAUUGGCCGCGGCUCACGCUUCCUCUUCCGGCGCUGUGACGCGUUCCUCUUCGUCUUCCUCCUCCUCCUCUUCAUCCUCACCACGUAUGAAGCUCUCGUACAAAGACUUGCAGCAGUUGAACGGCGUGCGGCGCUUUGAGCUGGAGCGUUCGUGCUGCUUCAGCGCUCUGCUGCUGGACGAGGAGCGGGGCCGACUGUUCGUCGGGGCCAAGAACUUCCUGCUGUCGCUCUCACUGGACAACAUCGGCAAACAGGAGCACAAGAUCCACUGGCCUGCCCCCGUCGAGUGGAGGGAGGAAUGUAACUGGGCCGGCAAGGAUAUCGCAUCCGACUGCGUAAACUACGUGAAGAUCGUCCACCACUUCAACCGCACCCACCUGUACGCCUGCGGAACGGGAGCCUUCCAUCCCACUUGUGCCUUUGUGGAGGUGGGGCACAGGAUGGAGGACCACGUCUUCAAGAUCAACCCUUCUUUCAUAGAAGAUGGCAAAGGGAAGAGUCCAUAUGAUCCUCGCCAUAAGGCUGCAUCUGUACUCAUUGGUGAUGAGCUGUACGCAGGGGUGGCCACGGAUUUAAUGGGGCGGGACUUCACCAUCUUCCGAAGCCUGGGGAAACGCCCCUCCAUCCGCACGGAGCAACACGACUCACGUUGGCUCAAUGAGCCCAAAUUUGUGGGUUCCUUUUGGGUCCCAGAAAGUGAAAACCCCGACGACGACAAAGUAUUUUUCUUCUUCCGGGAGACGGCGGUGGAGGCCCAAGGUUUGGGAAAGUCCACGUACUCCCGCAUUGGACAACUCUGCAGGAAUGACAUGGGCGGUCAAAGAAGUUUGGUGAAUAAGUGGACGACGUUCCUCAAAACCCGCCUGAUCUGCUCGGUACCCGGAGCCGACGGCAGCGACACUCACUUCGACGAGCUACGCGACGUAUUCCUGCUGCAAACGAGGGACAGAAAGAAUCCUCUGGUCUACACCGUCUUCUCCACUUCCAGUAGCAGUGUAUUUAAAGGCUCAGCUGUGUGUCUUUACUCCAUGAACGACAUCCGGAGGGCCUUCCUGGGGCCGUUUGCUCACAAAGAGGGGCCCAACUACCAGUGGGUCCCCUUCCAGGGAAAAGUGCCUUAUCCCCGCCCAGGAAUGUGUCCCAGCAAGACUUUUGGCAGCUUCGAGUCCACCAAGGGUUUCCCGGACGACGUGAUUCAGUUUGCACGCCACCACCCGCUGAUGUACAACCCGGUGUACCCCAUGACCAGACGGCCCGUCUUUGUCAGAACCGACGCGGACUACAGCUUCACACAGAUCACCGUGGACAGGGUCAACGCUGCCGAUGGACAGUAUGAUGUCAUGUUCAUUGGCACAGACAAAGGGACAGUACUGAAGGUCAUCAAUGUGCCCAAAGAAAGCUGGAACAACAUGGAAGAACUUCUGCUGGAAGAGCUGGAAGUCUUCAAAGAUGCGGCGUCUGUCAUCAACAUGCAGAUCUCCUCAAAACGGCAACAACUCUACGUGGGCUCCGAGGCCGGCAUCGCCCAGGUGCCCCUGCACCGAUGCGGCGCGUACGGGAAAGCGUGUGCCGAGUGCUGCCUGGCCCGAGACCCUUACUGUGCCUGGGAUGGGACGUCCUGCACUCGCUAUCUUCCCAACACUAAAAGGCGAUUCCGUCGCCAGGACGUGAGAAAUGGUGAUCCCAACACUCUGUGCUCAGGAGACCACCACAAGCACCAUAUCGCCGAGAAGAAGCUGUACGGAGUGGAAGGAAGCAGCACUUUCUUGGAGUGCGUCCCCAAAUCCCUGCAGGCCCGAGUCACCUGGACUUUUCAGAAACAACGAGACAAGCCACGAGAAGAGGUGCGUGCGGACGACCGAGUCCUGCAAACGGACCGAGGCCUCCUGUUGCGCCGCGUCCUGAGGAAGGACGCCGGCGUCUACCAGUGUCACGCCACGGAGCACGGCUUCACCCAAACCCUGCUGGGCAUCACUUUAGACGUCAUCCAGUCCGCUGCGGCUAACCUGCCCUCGGAGGCCCCGUCCCGAGCGGAGCCCCGCGGCGGGGGAGGGCCCCUGGCGGCCGGCCCGAAGCUUUGGUAUCGGGACUUCAUGCAGCUGGUGGACCAUCCGAACCUGAGCACCGUGGACCAGAUUUGCGAACAGGUUUGGGCCCGCCGGAAUCCCGCCGGCGAUCUACCGGUGAAGAAGGGUCCCGCUCCGGGGAGGGACUCGACGGCGCCCGGCCCCUCUGUCCGGCCCGCCAACAAGAAGUGGAAGCAUCUCCAGGAGCUGAGGAAAGGGCGCAACCGGCGGACCCACGACGGGAAGCAGAACCCUCGGGCGCCGCGGAGCGCGGGGGACUAACGGCAACGAGAAGAACAAGUGGGAUUGGAAGAACUGAUUCCAGUAGAGGGUUAGAAAGGGACUGAGAGAACCUUUGGAGGUGUUUACACUUACACAAACACACACGCAUACAGGCUAAUCUGCACACACACGAACUGCGCCUCCUCUAUUGUGUAUAUUUAUCUGUGGAGUUCCUUGCAUGUGUCGAGUGUCACAUUCGUCUUGCACGUUCCCGUCGCAAUGCGCCAUUUCCGUAGAUGCGAGUACGAGCGGGUACCUAAUUUGAUAGCUACUGUAUAAAUCAGCGGACACUCAUUUCUGCGCGGAGAGUGGGCCACAUCUUCGCUCCGUUAGCUCGCGGCAAACUACAUGUCAUUUCAAGGGUCCGCACCACGGCGGGAACUCGAUGCCACACAACCUUUGGGAUGACCUCACGCCUUUCUCCGCCUCGAAAGACUCGACAGGCGGUGCGGAGCGACGACGGCGGACGUGACGGCGCUUCGGAGACGCAACUGGAGUAUUUUUCUCCAACUGCAGAGAGAUGGACGACUUCGUGUGAUGUUUUGACAAGCCUCUUGCAGCGUUCCCUUUUGUUUUCCGUCACGGCGCAUAAUGUCAUCAUUAAGGACGGACGGACCGCGGGUUCGUGGAGGACCGCCUUUUGGCGCACGUUGUAGCGUCCAGUGUCAAGUUAGCGAUGAUGUGUGACCAGAUGAAACCACUGCAGAGCGCCGAAGAACUGCUGGCUUUGCGACCACGUUAGCAGACAAUCAGCUGCUUUUUGUCAUACGUGCAAAAGAGCGGCUCCACGAAGGAGCGUGAGGGCCGCAUGAGGAAAAGAAAUAGAACACGUCCGCCUCAAAUUUGAGAGGUUAAGGUUUGAAUCUCUGCCGUUGGCACGCUUUCCCCGUCCUCGCGUGUUUUUGAACCACGACACCAUCAGCGACUUCACAUUGUAAAAUAAUGGGGAGAAAAAUAUCAGUUCAAGGCCAAAAGUCGGAAUUUGAGAACAAUCAUGUAACACGAUGACAAGCGAGUCUUAAUGUUAUGAGGACCAAAAUGAAUGUCAAAAUUCCCAAUCAAACCUCAAACCCAAUGUCGCUUUCUCAGCAUCGGAAGCAAACAAAUGUAUGAAGAGCGUGUCGCUCGAUUUCAUUGUUUGUGAAGUCGAAAUGCCGCGUCACGUUUGCGAUAUUCCCACUUGACUCCGGGAGCGUUUGCGCCUUUCCGUGCGGCCCUUCUACUCCUCCUUAAGCGUCGGAUGAUCCGCCGCACGGGGAAAAGCGUCGUUACACCUCGGAGAUGAAAAAGGAGCAAAUAAAGAGUUGGCUUUUCUGUGGGCGAGGUCAGAGGUCAGCGAUGUCGGACCCGGCGCGUGCGAAGGCGGGUUGGCGCCUCUCCGCACCGCGCGUGACCUUUCUCCGUGCACUCGGGCCCGGUCUCGCCGGAGCAGGGAAGGGGCUUCCCCAAACCGUUGGCACGAAGGCUGCGAGCAUACCAUUUUCCCAAAUGGAAGCGAUUACUUACAAUUCAUAUUGGGUGGUGCGUGUCUCAACAUGCUUUUCCGAAAUGGUGUCAAAGUUAUGGUCACAACUCGGUUAACCUAACACACCCUAAUUUGAUCUUUGUUGUUUUUUUCCUGAAAUGGAAAAAGAUACGCAAGAUGACAGACAACUCACGGUUGCGGGCUCGAGUACAUUAUCUACAUUAACGUUGUUGUUCUAUUUAUGAGUGUGACUAUGAUUUUAUUUUUAUUCCAAGCGGUACUUCGCGGCCCCGCUCUUUUUUCCGAUGUUGUUGCAUAUGUUGUUUGUGAUGAAUUAAAAAAAACCAAAAACA
This is a messenger RNA of Phycodurus eques (leafy seadragon), 5071 nucleotides long. It is a transcript of the gene sema3b, whose product is annotated as sema domain, immunoglobulin domain (Ig), short basic domain, secreted, (semaphorin) 3B. Gene Ontology annotation, molecular function: chemorepellent activity; semaphorin receptor binding. NCBI's taxonomy places the organism in Eukaryota, Metazoa, Chordata, Actinopteri, Syngnathiformes, Syngnathidae. The transcript has 18 exons. The coding region runs from base 842 to 3253 and encodes 803 amino acids. The record is from RefSeq and is a predicted model, not a curated record. Gene Ontology annotation, biological process: axon guidance; positive regulation of cell migration; negative regulation of axon extension involved in axon guidance.